Messenger RNA from Cololabis saira (Pacific saury), 4378 nucleotides. It is a transcript of the gene ikzf1, whose product is annotated as IKAROS family zinc finger 1 (Ikaros). Gene Ontology annotation, biological process: regulation of transcription by RNA polymerase II. Gene Ontology annotation, molecular function: RNA polymerase II cis-regulatory region sequence-specific DNA binding; DNA-binding transcription factor activity. Bases 1 to 1908 code for a protein of 635 amino acids. The record is from RefSeq and is a predicted model, not a curated record. NCBI's taxonomy places the organism in Eukaryota, Metazoa, Chordata, Actinopteri, Beloniformes, Belonidae. The transcript has 8 exons.
AUGGUCCACUCUCCUCGCUCGCCUCAUCCCAUCUCAUGCAUGGCUGCCAGUGAUGGUCUACUGGGUGUUCGCUUUUAUUGGCACGGCACAAAGCAAGUGCCAAGGGUUCGGUGGCCCGAACUCUCCCCGCUGCAGCCUGUGGAUAAAAGCGAGCAAAAUGCCCCAGCCCUGCUCAGAGACAUAGUCAUGCUGGGCUGGAACGAGGAAGUGCAGUGGAGAGGGGAGGGACUCCGGGCGCAGCUCCAUGGGGCCGCCGCGGCGCUGCGACCUUCUGCACAUGGAGCCGGGGAGAGUUGGAAGAACUUCAUACUGCAAACUCAAGGAAUAGCAGAGUACCUGCACCGCAUGGAGACGGAGGAGGCCCAGGAAAUGGCCCAGAUGCCAGGCAGGGACAGCCCCCCCAUCAACGAUGCAUCCGAGGAAACAGAGGAGCCCAUGGCCGUCCCCGAGGACCUGUCAGCCGGCUCCGCCCACCAGCAGAACAACCGGGGGGACAAAGCCUGUAAUAUUAAAGUUGAGGCUCGCAGUGAUGAGGAGAAUGGGCUGGCCUGUGACAUGAUGAAUGGCGUGGAGGAGGAGGAGUGCGCGGAAGACUUGCGCGUGGUCGAUGCCUCGGGGGCCAAGGUGAACGGCUCACAGCCGAGCCCCGAAGCCAAGGCCUUCUCCACAGCUGGCGGUAUCCGGCUGCCCAACGGGAAGCUCAAGUGUGAUAUCUGUGGGAUAGUUUGCAUUGGUCCCAAUGUGUUGAUGGUGCACAAGCGAAGCCACACCGGAGAACGACCGUUCCAGUGCAGCCAGUGCGGCGCCUCCUUCACCCAGAAGGGCAACCUGCUGCGUCACAUCAAGCUGCACUCGGGAGAGAAGCCCUUCAAGUGUCACCUGUGCAGCUACGCCUGUCGCAGGAGGGACGCCCUCACCGGCCACCUGCGCACGCACUCGGUUGGAAAACCCCACAAGUGCGCCUACUGCGGGCGCAGCUACAAGCAGCGCAGCUCUCUGGAGGAGCACAAGGAGCGGUGUCACAACUACCUCCAGUACAUGGGGGGCGGCGUCUACACAGUAGUAAAGGAAGAAAGCAACCAGAAUGAGCAGAGGGAAGACUUAAGCCAGACGGGAUCUGACAGAGCCUUGGUGCUAGACAGACUAGCUAAUAAUGUAGCUAAACGUAAGAGCACUAUGCCACAGAAGUUUGUGGGAGACAAGCGUCUGUCCGAUCUGUCGUACGACGGCGGCCCUGGCGAGCUGAUCCAGCCCCACGUCAUCGACCAGGCCAUCAACAGCGCCAUCAGCUACCUGGGGGCCGAGUCCUUGCGGCCCCUGGUCCAGACCUCCCCGGCCUCCUCCUCCGACGUGGGCCUCAGCUCCAUCUACGCCCUGCACAAACCGCCGUCCGAGGGCCUGGCGGGCCUCGCGGGGAACCCCAUGUCGGCCAAAGACACGGCGGCCGAGAACCUGCUGCUGCUCUCCAACUCCAAGUCGGCCUCCAGCGAGAAGGACGGCUCGCCCAGCCACAGCGGCCACGACUCCACGGACACGGAGAGCAACAACGAGGACCGGCCCGGGGGGGCGUCCGGCGGCCUCAUCUACCUGACCAACCACAUGACCUCGGGGGGGAGGAACGGCGUGCUGCCCCUGGUGAAGGAGGAGCAGCAGCGGCAGUACAACGCCGUCCGGGCCGGCAUGGAGAUGGCGUCCGGGGGCUUCAAGGUGCUGACCUCGGACGGGGAGCAGGUGAGGGAGUACCUGUGCGAACACUGCCGCGUGCUCUUCCUGGACCACGUCAUGUACACCAUCCACAUGGGCUGCCACGGCUUCAGGGACCCCUUCGAGUGCAACCUCUGCGGCCACCGGAGCCAGGACCGAUACGAGUUCUCCUCUCACAUAACCCGGGGAGAGCAUCGCUACUGAGCACAACACACACACACACACACACACACACACACACACACACACACACACACACACACACACUAGGGAUGGGCAGUAUUGGACUAAAGAAUUUAUCACGAUAAUUUCUGGCACUUAUCCCGAUAACGAUAAAAAUGACGAUAGAAAAAAUUCCAAUUCAACUCCACCUUUUUAACUUUGGAGCCCCCAAAACACUGCUCUAAAACAGUGGUUCCCAACCUUUUUUCCUUGUUUCCCCCCCUACUUGUGUCUAAGACCAGCCAGGCCCCCCGACCCGUACGUACUAGCACCGAAAUAGUCUUUAAUUGAAAAAAUGAACAUGAAUUAUGUUUUUUUGAUACAUUUCUCUUUGGUUUACCCUGUAUACAUAUGACUUUGUUUUUCUCCAAUGUCACCAAUGUAUAAAAUAUGCACAAAAGGACAUAAAAAUAUUUCUGAAAAAUGUCUCUUUUAAUAUGAGACCAACAUUUUUUUAAAUUUUUCCUUUAACAACCUGUCGGAGUAGAUUAAAUGUUGAGUAAUGAUAUAAUAAUAAGGAAUGAAAUAAUUUCCUGUGUUUGUCACCAGUGUAUAAAAAACACAAAAAAUAUUCAAGACAUUCAUAAAUUAUUCCUAACAAUGACUUAUGAAUGACUGAUUCGCAAAUAUCAUUUUUACAACUGCAUUUUUUUUCAAAGCAGACAAAGUUUCGCGCCCCCCCAGAGAUCUCUGGCUCCCCCCCAGGGGGGGCCCGGACCCCAGGUUGGGAGACACUGCUCUAAAAGAUACUAAAUUCUACUAAACUACACCAAUUAAAUUGAAUUAAUAAAAACCAAUUGAAUUAGUACACCUGUACUGCAAAACUGUAAUGACUCAAAUGAAACAAGUUUGAAAUGUAAGAACAGAUUCAACAUUUAUUCAAACUAUCGGCUUAAACAGUGGGAUAACAGUUCAAACAGCAAAAGUACCAUUGUCCUUCAAGUUUUCUUGGCUUAUAAAAUCACAAAGUAGAAAAAAGAUACAACCUGAUAAAUAAAGAAACAAGAUAAAUAAAUAAAAGCCAUCCUUUGCACUCUGUUUUUUUGCAGACUCUGCAUAUAAUAGAUGAUGUUUGCUCCUCGUCACUCUUUUCAAAUCCAAACCAGUUCCAGAUAACGGAGCUGGAGCCUCGUUUAACAACGAGCUCCUCGCUCUCAGAUCUGCCUUCCGCUAUUUGUUAAGGCUGAUUUAUGGUUCUGCGUUAAAUCGACGCAGCGCCUACGGCGUAGGGUACACGGGACGCGCACCGUAGGCUCUGCGUGGAUUUAACACAGAACCAUAAAUCAGCUUUAAACAAAAACAUCAUCAACGGUAAUUUAUAAUUUUUACCGCGAGAUGACAAAUUCUUACCGUGGGGAAUUUUUUUGACGGUAUAUCGUGAACAGUAAAAUAUCGCCCAUUCCUAACACACACACACACACACACACACACACACACACACACACACACACACACACACACACACACACACACACACACACACACACACACACACACACACACAUCUGCAAGAUACAUAAUGUAAAAUACACUUGAUGGCUGUAUAUUGUGUUUUUAUACAAACGUAUGCAUGUUGGUUGACCACAGAUUAAUGUAAACAACUAUCAUUAAAAAAACAAAACAUGUACUUUAAUUUUCAAUGGAGUGUUCAAGGAAGAUUAUUUCACCUUUAUCAAAAGAAAAAGAAAUGUUGAAAACAAGUCAGCAGGGUGUAUGUGCACCAUUUUACAAGUUCUACAUCAUGCAUUGAUCCAAAAAGCCCAAAUGUGUCUUUUCGUUUGAAAAGACGGAUAGACUCUUUAUUUCUUUUUUUCUCUUCUUUUCUUUUUAUUAGAUUCUAAAUGAUGUACUUUCUUUUACAGGCAUCUAUGCUGAAAAGCUGAAUGAGAAAUUCUGUCUGCAGUUUUUUUUCGGUGCAGCCAGAUUCAUGGUAACACUUCACUGCAAUCAGUGAGAAAACAAAUAAAAACUAUUACUCCAGAUAGAAAAACACAGCUCCCUUUAAGGUUUUCACCUGUUAUCUUUAACUUGUGUUUGUAAUAACCUACAUAUUAUUUAUAGAACAUUUACAUGCCUGUAUGUUUUUUGUAUUUAUUACGGUGAUAAAUGUUUGUCCUCUAGAGUAGUAAAAGCUGCAUCUUUUUUUCUGUUCAGCUGUACUAAAUGUGUGUGAGGGAUCCAUGACUGCUGCUGGAAGCUGUUUUUAAGAUUAAGAGAAGAAAAUGUUAUCAGGACCUUGUUUUAUACCUGAUGGCCAAGAAUUGUUUGAGUCGUGAACUGGAAAUGUCUCAUUUGAAAAGAGCUUUAUGCUUGCAAAACAUGAAUAAAGGAUAUUUUAUAUAUGCACAUACUGGAGAGGUGUUUGGUUUUUGAAGCAGUGACUUGAGGGAGCAGAACUCUGAUGUUUCCAUUAUCUGUAUCUAUGAUAUUUAUCCAAAUUGGUAAAAUUAUC